This is a messenger RNA of Myotis brandtii (Brandt's bat), 2871 nucleotides long. RefSeq names its product ATP/GTP binding protein-like 1 (gene AGBL1). Gene Ontology annotation, molecular function: metallocarboxypeptidase activity; zinc ion binding. Bases 1 to 2871 code for a protein of 956 amino acids. The transcript has 21 exons. NCBI's taxonomy places the organism in Eukaryota, Metazoa, Chordata, Mammalia, Chiroptera, Vespertilionidae. Gene Ontology annotation, biological process: protein side chain deglutamylation; C-terminal protein deglutamylation; proteolysis. The record is from RefSeq and is a predicted model, not a curated record.
AUGAGCCGUGUUCCCGACACGGAGUUUGUCUGUGACCUGAUACUUCAGCGCUGGGGCCCAGAAGCCGCAGGCCUGACGGACAUCCCACACCUGUCAGCACUCCAGAGCUCCUCCGACCGGGCGUCCAUCCUGAGCAUCCUCCAGGUCCUGGGGGACCUGCUCUCCGUAGGCACGGACAGGCGGAUCCGCUACAUGAUCAGCAAGGGGGGCAGCGAAGCCCUCCUGCAGACCCUGGUGGACACGGCAAGGACCGCGUCUCCGGACUACGGCAUCCUCCUGCCCCUCCUCCGACUGCUGGCCAAGGUCGGCCUGCGAGAUAAGAAGUUUGGACAGAAGGCCCUGGAACUGGAAGCACUCGACGUCACGUUGAUUCUCGCGAGGAAGAACCUGUCCCACAGCCUGAACCUCCUCCACUGUCUCUGGGCCCUGCGCGUGUUCGCCUCGAGCGUCACCACGGGAGCCAUGCUGGGAGUCAAUGGAGCCAUGGAACUGCUCUUCGAGGUCAUCCCCUCGUACACCAGGAAGCGUACCCAGAUCAUCAGGGCAGCCGCGGAGGUUCUGGCGGCCUUGCUGAAAUCCAAGUCUAACAGCCGCAGGGCGGUGAACAGGGGCUACGUCGCCAGCUUGCUCCGGCUGCAUCAGGACUGGCACAACCACGACACGGCCAACAGCUACCUGCCGAUCCGCCGGGCACUUCUGCUCUGCCUCAAGCACAUUGCCACCCUCCAGUCUGGCAGGGAGGCCUUCCUGGCAGCGCAGGGCAUGGAGAUCCUCUUCAGUAGCACACAGAGCUCCCUGGAGGACAGGAGCCUGGAACCCAUCACGUCCGUUGCGCUUCAGGUCCUGAGGCAGUGCUACCCCAAGAGCCCCCUUCCCUUGGUCACGGCCAGCAGUGCCUACGCCUUCCCCGCCCCCGGCCACCUCCCGUCGGAACCCCCACGCGUUCUCGCUGAAGAGGACUUUGAAGAUGAUGGUGACGAAGAAGAGGACAGAGACUCCGAUUCUGAAGAUGCGAAAGAGGAAGACGAUGACUUGGAAACAGACGUCAACAAGCUGAGCUCCAAACCUGGACUUGACCGGCCCGAAGAGGAGCUGAGCCAGUACGAGGCCAUGUGCCUUGAGCUCUCCUGCAGCUUUGAGGACCUGGAGCCCACACCCGGAGAUGACGCCCACCCUGACGCCAACCACCUCCACAUUCCAACCGCCGCCUCCGUGAAGCAGCGUCGCCUGGAUGAGGACCAGAGCUCCCGGGGACGGGAGAGGGAAGCUGCCCCCGAGACGUCCCUCCUGAGCAAGGGAACCGGGACCCUUCAGCCUGACCUGGAGCCCACACCCGGAGAUGACGCCCACCCUGACGCCAACCACCUCCACAUUCCAACCGCCGCCUCCGUGAAGCAGCGUCGCCUGGAUGAGGACCAGAGCUCCCGGGGACGGGAGAGGGAAGCUGCCCCCGAGACGUCCCUCCUGAGCAAGGCCAAGAUGGGGAGGUCCCCCGUGCACCCCGUUUCCAAAAACGGACCUGGAACGAACCCGCACCCACACGCCCAGCCCAACGGGCUUGGGGUGGAUCCUUCCGGAAAGGAAGUCCUUGACCUUGAGACUCUCCUCCAAGAGGAUGCUUGGGACAUGGACAUGACCUCCUGCGCAAGGACAGGCGCCUCCCUUCCCAGCUCCACUCCCCCUGGGCGCACUGCGGACAGGAUCCAUGAGCUUCUGCAAACACACCCCCAGCAUGUCCCCUUCCACGACCCCUUUGUCUAUCUGGCCAAAGCCAGAGGCUCCAAGUCCGUGGCUGACUUCAAGACGCCGGCGUUCCCUGACCUUUGGGGCCACUGCCCAUCGCACUCCCCGGAGCCCCUGCUGGAACGCAAGCGUGGGAUCCAAAGGGUCAAGAUAUUCGAGGAUAUCCGGAGGCUCCUUCAGCCCAGCGACAUGAUAGACAAAGUCGUCUUCAGUUUAGACGAGCCUUGGCAAGGCACGGCUCCCAACUGCCUGUGGUUCUCCUCCAAGUUCGAGUCCGGAAACCUGCGCAAAGCCAUCCAAGUGCGUGAGUUUGAGUACGACUUGCUGAUCAACACUGAUAUCAACUGCACCCAGUACCAGCAGUGGUUCAACUUCAGGGUGCGCGGCAUGAGGGCCGCCACCCCGUACCGCUUCAACAUCAUCAACUACGAGAAGCCCAACAGCCAGUUUAACUACGGGAUGCAGCCCACCAUGUAUUCUGUGAAGGAGGCCCUUCUCGGGAGACCCACCUGGAAGCGGACGGGCUAUGAAAUCUGCUAUUACAAAAAUCACUAUCGCGAGAGCAUGGCUGUCACCGGGGGCACGUCCAGGAAGUGCUAUUACACCCUCACCUUCUCCGUCACCUUCCCGCACCAUGGCGACGUCUGCUACCUGGCCUACCACUAUCCCUACACCUACACGGCCCUCAUGACUCACCUGGACCUCCUGGAAAAAAGUGUCGACCCCAAGACGGUGUACUUCCGGCAGGAGGCUCUCUGCCGGACGCUGGGAGGCAACGCCUGCCCGCUGGUGACCGUCACGGCCAUGCCCGCGUCGGCCAGCCCGGCCCACCUGGAGCAGUUCCGGCAGCGUCCGUACCAGGUGAUCACAGCCCGCGUCCACCCAGGAGAAAGCAACGCCAGUUGGGUGAUGAAGGGGGCCUUGGAGUUCCUGGUCAGCAGUGACCCCGGGGCCAGGCUCCUGAGGGAAAACUUCAUCUUCAAGAUCAUCCCCAUGCUCAACCCCGAUGGGGUCGUCAAUGGCAAGUGUGCGGGCCACGGCUACCAGCCCCCGGCACAGGUCCCCGCGGUGGGUUCCAGGAGGCGGAAGGACGCUCUGAGACGAGAGGGCCAGAUGUUGAGUCUUUGA